This is a messenger RNA of Debaryomyces tyrocola, 75 nucleotides long. The record is from the annotation of a GenBank genome assembly. Lineage: Eukaryota; Fungi; Ascomycota; Pichiomycetes; Serinales; Debaryomycetaceae.
AUGACUCAAUUCCAAUUGGGUAAUUCAGAAUUAAGCGCGGUUACAGAUCAGUAUGCUAUUUUUUACUCUGCUUAA